AUGACAGAAGUGACAAUCACUUUCAGUAUCCGGCAGAAGAGGGUGCAAAGAAUUCUCGGAGACUCAGUCCAUGGGAAUGCGGUGCAAGGUCUGGCUACUGGCACCCCACUCUAUAGUGUAGCGGUGCAAGGCACUAUGGUUGGAAGGAUUACUUGUAGACCAAGGAGUUGGAGGUUUGGUACCUGGAAUGUAGGCACGUUGACAGGAAGGAGUUUGAAAGUGGUGGAGGAGUUGCAGGAAGAAUGGUUGACGUGGCUGCAUUACAGGAGAUCAGAUGGAAGGGAGAGGGUACAAAGUUUGUGGGGGCUAAAGGCGGAAGGUAUAAGUUGUGGUACGGGAGGAGUAGGUGUGAUGGUAAGAAAAGAGAAGGAAGAGGAGAAGGAUAGGUUUUAUGAUGAUGUUUCUGACGAGAUUGGGCAAGCGGGGUUGGAUGAGUUUGUGGUGUUGUUGAGUGAUUUGAAUGAUCAUGUGUGGGCGGAUGAAGACGGAUAUGAAAGUGUACAUGGGGGAUGGGGAUAUGGUAUACGGAAUGAGGAAGAGCUUAGAGUGUUGGAGUUAGUGGAUGCAAUAGCAUGGUGGUGGGGACUAUCUGGUUUACAAGGGAACCAGCACGAUUAA
This is a messenger RNA of Helobdella robusta, 618 nucleotides long. RefSeq lists its product as hypothetical. The transcript has 2 exons. NCBI's taxonomy places the organism in Eukaryota, Metazoa, Annelida, Clitellata, Rhynchobdellida, Glossiphoniidae. Gene Ontology annotation, biological process: chromatin remodeling. Gene Ontology annotation, cellular component: nucleus. The record is from RefSeq and is a predicted model, not a curated record. The coding region runs from base 1 to 618 and encodes 205 amino acids.